AUGGCUUCAUCAACUCUCGUUCUACCGGCGACAUCGCCGGAUUUGCACAAAACCACUACGCCCAUCACUACCACAGCACCUGUCGUUGAAGAUGACGAGCAAUCAAUCCACACAAUCGAUGAUCUUCUACGACAUCGAGCCUCCGGAAGCAAAGGCAACGAUCCCAUCGUUGCGUAUCCAUCGCAUGGCUCCGAAUAUACUUACUACACCCCUCAACAGCUACACGCCCUAGUCGAAGCGGCCUCCAUCGAGUACUCUCGAGUCAUCCCACAGCGUCGCACAUCCACCGACCCUGUACAGGUCGUCGGUUUACUUGGCCCUUCAGACUUUGAGUACCUGAUCACACUUCUCGCCGUGUCUCGACUAGGGCACACCGUGCUUCUGCUGUCGACUCGUAUCGCCGAGGAUGCCUACGUCAGUCUCGUCGAAGUCACAAAAGCCUCGUUCCUCAUCUCUUAUCCGAGUUUCGACACCAUAGCCCAGAACGUCAGCAAACGGACCGGAAUCGUCUUGCAGCCGGUCCUAGCUCGCGAGAACUACAUCCAGCACUUGGAGAGCGGUUCCAGGCUGCCUCCAGCUCAAUUAGACGGCGCUAUUGAAGCCAAACACAUUACCUGGGUUAUCCAUUCCAGUGGCUCCACCGGCCAUCCGAAGCCCAUCUAUCAGACCCAUUCCGGAGCCCUGAAGAACUACGCAAACAACUUCGGCCUCAAGGGCUUCAUCACCUUGCCUCUUUUCCACGCGCAUGGAAUCAGCUGUCUCUUCCGCGCCAUGCACUCGCAGAAGUUGAUCUACAUGUACAAUGCUGACCUUCCCUUAACGAGCUCCAACCUUCUUACCACACUCCGGGAUCAUCCGGAAAUCGAGGUCCUCUAUGCAGUUCCCUAUGGGCUGAAGCUACUCUGUGAGACGGAAGAGGGUCUGAAAAAGCUAGCCCAGCUGGAGCUGGUGAUGUUCGGGGGCUCGUCAUGCCCCAAGCCCAUUGGGGACAAGCUGGUCCAAAAUGGGGUCCGCCUGGUCUCCCACUACGGUACCACCGAGACCGGCCAGCUGAUGACCUCCUUCCGGGACCGCUCAGACCUUGACUGGGAUUACGUCCGUCCAGGGCCGUCACUCCUGCCAUACCUGCGCUGGGAGGAGCAUAUGCCUGGGAUCUAUGAGCUGUGUGUGUUAGAAGGCUGGCCGUCCAAGGUCGCAAGCAACCGUCCCGACAACUCCUACGCUACCAAGGACCUCUUUGAAAAACACCCAACCACACCGAAUGCGUGGCGAUACUACGCACGACUGGAUGAUACCUUGGUGCUGGAGAAUGGCGAAAAGGCCAACCCCCUGGUGAUUGAGGGUGUGGCACGAAACCAUUCCAUCAUCGGCGAAGCGAUCGCGUUCGGCGCCAAUCGGCCACGGCUGGGCCUGUUUCUGAUCCGGGCUGAAGGCUGUACAUCCAUGUCGGAUGAGGAGGUCAUCGAGACGGUGUAUCCGGCCAUUGAGAAAUGCAAUGCCGAAUCACCUGGAUAUGCCUAUAUUUCCAAGGACAUGAUUCGCGUCCUGCCUUCGGAUACGGAGUAUCGGAAGACUGAUAAAGGUACUGUCAUCCGUUCGGCUUUUUACCGCGACUUCCAAGAGCACAUCAACCAGGUGUAUGAUAAGGAAGAUGCCAGCGGGGACCAAGUCCUGGAGGGAGCAGAGUUGAUCGCCUAUUUGCGGAAGAGCCUCCUCGAGGUGGCUUCCAUCGAGCCUUUGGCCCUCGAAGACGACACUGAUAUCUUCAGCUUGGGCGUGGACAGUCUGCAGUCAAUUCGCCUGCGAAGCAUCAUACUGAAAACGCUCGAUCUGGGUGGUCAAAAGCUUUCGCAGAACUUCGUCUUCGAGUACCCUUCCUUGGAGGGCAUGGCCAAGGCGCUGACCAGGCUGCGCCUGGGACAGGCUCCUCACGAGGAAGAGCCAGUCGAGGAAAGAAUGGCCAGGUUGAUUGAGAAGUACAGCUACAACUUCAAGACGCAUGAGGUCGUUAACCGUGGAGAUGAUGGUGAGCACAUCAUUGUGACCGGGAGUACAGGCUCUCUGGGCGCCCACAUUGUGGCUCAGUUAGUCCAUUUGCAUCACGUCCGCACGAUAUACUGUCUCGUCCGGGCUGAUUCGCCCCUAUCUGCUAUUCAGCGGGUACGCCAGAGUUUACGGGCUCGAGGCUUAGCCCACAGCAUCAGCCCAGCAGAAGAACGAAAGAUUGUGGCUCUGCCGGCUGAUCUUUCCAACCCAGUCAGGCUAGGCCUUGACGAAACGGUCUAUCAGGAUAUCGUGAAGUCAUUGACGGCCGUCAUUCACUGUGCUUGGUCAGUCAACUUCAACUGGGCUCUGGAAAGCUUUGAGCAGAGUUGUAUCGCUGGCACCCGCAACUUACUCGAUGUCUGUCUGGAUGCUCGAGGACCUCGCCCGGCUAACUUUGCAUUCUGCUCGUCUGUCAGCACUGUUGCGCGUACACCCGGAAGCUGGGUAUCCGAAGAACUUCCACAGUCACUCAGUCAUGCACAGGGUAUGGGCUAUGCUCAGUCGAAGUUGGUUACCGAGCAUGUAGUCAACCGUGCUCGCAAGCAUACCGGCAUGAACGCCCGCGUUCUCCGUGUAGGACAGAUCGUGGCCGACACUCAGCAUGGAAUCUGGAACGCCACAGAAGCCAUUCCCAUGAUCUUCCAAACAGCAGAGACGAUCAAGGCUCUCCCCCAAUUGGAGGACAUUCUGUCCUGGACUCCAGUGGAUGUCGUGGCGACUAGUGUGAUCGAUCUCACCUUGGCCACUGAUGCAGCCGACGUAAUGAACGUCACCAGCCCAACUCUCCAUCACUGGACGCGUGACCUUCUUCCCUUGUUGAAGCAAGCAGGACUGGAAUUCGAAGAAGUUCCCAAGCGAGAGUGGCUACGUCGGCUGCGGAGCUCCAAUCCAGACCCAGAUAUCAACCCUCCGAUUAAGCUGGUAGAGUUCUUCGCGAGCAAAUACGAUAACGACGAGCCCAGUCGUGUGCUUCUUUACGACACUAAGAAGGCACAGUCCGCAGCUCCAGCUCUUCGUCAGCUCACGGGGCUAAGCCAGGAAUUCGUGACCCGGUUUGUGAACUAUUUCCGCCAGCAAUGCUGGUCCUCAUCAUCUGUGACGGCCAUGAAGCCGCGCGAAGUCAUCUUCCUUACGGGGCCCUGCGGCUGCGGCAAGAGCACCGCGGCGCGGCAUCUCGCCGAGAGAUUCGGCAUUCCCACCAUUGAGGGUGACGACCUGCAUUCAUAUAGCUCUCGACAAAAGAUGGCGAACAACGUCCCGCUCACGGACGAAGACCGCUGGGACUGGUUUGCGCAUAUCCGAGGAGCUGUGAUGGACCGCUUGCAACACACGGAUGCCCCCGUCCUUGCAGUCACCUGCUCUGCGCUUCGGACGGUCUAUCGGGAUGAAUUGCGCCGGUUGACCGGGCUGCUGGAGUACCCAGUAAAUGUGAACUUUUUGCUGCUGGAGAUUACGAAGGAUAAUCGGGAAGGACUGAGAGAGCGCAUCCUCGCUCGCUCAGCCAAGGAGGCGCACUACAUGAAGUCGGCCAUGGUGGACUCGCAACUGGAUAUUUUGGAGCCUCCUUCUUGGGCAGAGAGUGAUGUUGUGAUUUUGGAUGCUUCGCAGGACAAGGCGCAGGUGUUGCAUGAGGUGGAGGAGUUUGUACGGAAGAUUGAGUCUUAG
This is a messenger RNA of Aspergillus terreus NIH2624, 3711 nucleotides long. RefSeq lists its product as uncharacterized. Gene Ontology annotation, biological process: carbohydrate metabolic process. NCBI's taxonomy places the organism in Eukaryota, Fungi, Ascomycota, Eurotiomycetes, Eurotiales, Aspergillaceae. The record is from RefSeq and is a predicted model, not a curated record. Gene Ontology annotation, molecular function: kinase activity; phosphopantetheine binding. The transcript has 2 exons. Bases 1 to 3711 code for a protein of 1236 amino acids.